UAUGCCAAUCCCGUUUUGUCCAUUUCAAAUGUUCGUGCAUCGACGGCCUUUUAAUAAGUAAUUUAAAAUAAUUACGUUAUUACGUUCUUCGACGAGUCUUCUGGUGUUAAUUCGGUUUCAAUAUAAUAUAAAAAAUUCAUAUACAAAGGAUACAAGGGUUAUACUCCUGCCCCACGAUGAACAUUGAUGAUUUAUUUUUGGAUCCGCAAUACAAGCUUUUAAAAAAGUUGAAUUUAUCGAAUUAUCAAGAAACUGGUGAAAAUUGCCAGAAGUGUCAUGUAGAUGAAGUUGAUAAAUUAUUAUCUCUCAAAAGGAUUUUAUUAAAACAACUACGUUAUGAAAGAUGUGUUUCCCUAUCUGAAGCUGAAUGGGAUGAAGAUUUAAAGCUGGCAAAAGUCACCAAAAUUGCAAAAAAUCUUACAAAAAAUUAUUCACAUUCUUAUAAAGGGUCAAUAUAUUUAUACCCAGAAGAAUGUUUAUGUUUACUGGAAAUGAAAUGUUUAAUACUAAGAUGGAAUGAAAGAAAAUUAUCAAUUAAAAAUGCAUAUGCUUUAUUGCUGCAGGCAGGAAGUGGUUGUACUUUUGAACAAUUCAGAACCUAUGGUUAUUUGGUGAAGUUAGGAUUUCGUGUAUUUAAAUAUAAUAAUGAACUAAAAAACAAUAAUUACCAUAAAAAUGAUUUAACCAAAGUACCUGAAAUUCCAUAUAAAAAAAAAAAAGAUCAUGUAAAAAAAAUUAGAAAAUUUGACAGUCUAAUAUGUACUCCUAAUAAUAGAGAAUCUUUUCCAAAACUUAAAUCUACCGGUUGGGUGGUAAUAUCAAGACCAGAAUCAUGUUAUUUGCCUCAUAAUAUACUACCGAAUUACGAUACUUAUUCUUUCAAUAUAGCUGUGAGUUCCAACUCUAUUAAAAUUAUUAAAGUUGUUCCUUAUUAUGAAAAUAUGAAUUUAAAAAAAAAAAAAAAAUUCCCAAAAGAAAGUAUGAUAUAUGAUUCAUUUUUACUGACUGGAAACCAUCCAAUAUAUGAAAAAAAUAUUCUUAAAACAGUCAAGUUUGAUGAUACUAUGUAUAUACCACAAAUUAAGAAAUUGAAACUAAAUAGUUUACCAAUUACUAUUAAUAUGUCGUCAUCCAGUUUGAGCGAAGAAAGAAAUUUGCAUCCAUCAAAAUAUGAAGAAAAAAUGAAAAUCGAAGAAAAUAGUUUAACAAUAAUAAAUAAUACAGCAACAGUUGCAUUGACUAGUAACAAUAACUUUUACCCAUCAAAUAUUGAUGAAAAAAUGGAAAUUGAUAAAAAUUAUUUUCCUGAUUGUAUUAAUAUGAUAGCUUCUACACUGAACAAUGAAAAUAACUUGUGUAAUAUUACCCUUAAAGAAAGUCAUUCAGUGAAUAUAAACCAAAAAGAUUUAAAAGAUGAAGUUACUGAAGCAAAUUCAACCUUUAAUCUUAAUUUCAGUAGUACAGUAAAAAGUAUUUCAAGUAAUAAAUUAGAACCUACAUCGUCCGAUACUAUUCUUGAAGAUGAAACGAUUAAUAAGCUGUUAAACCUACCAAGUCAUAUUAAACAGAAACUAUAUGCGAUUAAACCAUCUCAUGAUCUUAAUAAACCAAUUGAAAAAAUUGAAAAUGUGAUUUAUGAUGUUUAUUAUCCUGAUAAUGAUGUUCCAAAAAAAUCAAGACCUGCACCAGACUAUAGAGUUAUUGUUAUUGAAAAUGAUGACACCUUUCCAAAUAUAUACAAUGUCAAUACUUUUAGUCCUAAUGAUAAUGUAUCUACAUUAUGGGCUAUUGUUAAUUCAAGCUCUGUAUCUUUUUAUAAUGUUAAUAAUAUAAUAUUGCCAAAAUCUACAGAUUGGGAAAUAAAAACCAAUGAUGAUUAAUUUUUAUUCAAGU
Messenger RNA from Sipha flava (yellow sugarcane aphid), 1893 nucleotides. RefSeq lists its product as uncharacterized. Gene Ontology annotation, cellular component: tRNA-intron endonuclease complex. The coding region runs from base 177 to 1880 and encodes 567 amino acids. Gene Ontology annotation, biological process: tRNA-type intron splice site recognition and cleavage. The transcript is spliced from 6 exons. The record is from RefSeq and is a predicted model, not a curated record. Lineage: Eukaryota; Metazoa; Arthropoda; Insecta; Hemiptera; Aphididae.